Messenger RNA from Necator americanus (New World hookworm), 1347 nucleotides. RefSeq lists its product as uncharacterized. NCBI's taxonomy places the organism in Eukaryota, Metazoa, Nematoda, Chromadorea, Rhabditida, Ancylostomatidae. Gene Ontology annotation, biological process: cell communication. Gene Ontology annotation, cellular component: membrane. The transcript is spliced from 11 exons. Gene Ontology annotation, molecular function: calcium ion binding. The record is from RefSeq and is a predicted model, not a curated record. The coding region runs from base 1 to 1347 and encodes 448 amino acids.
AUGAUUUUCUUUGGUUUUCUGUCCUGUACAGUACACAUGGAGAUGGGCGGUGCUCCGGACGGUCGUGCCCCAUUUGCUGUUCAUGAGCGCGCAAUCGACUGUGCUGGUUUUCUUCAUAUUCCUAUCGUCAAUAGAUCAGCGAACUCCACGUGCCCAUGCGAGUUACAGUUAUCAUUUUGUGCAGGAGUACGAUUUCCUGAAAAGAAACACUACAAGGAUUGUCAUUACAUCCAUUUUCAAACACCAUUUAUUUCAACCGAUGAUUUCCCCUACAGCGCUGAUGUUCCGAUUAGCAUUCGGUGGCCUGUGACCGAAUGGCAAUUGACGGUAACAGCGCACGACCGUUUGGGAAGCCCACUUCUGGAAGUUUCACGAUUUUUCCGCAAUAUCAGUUCUCAUUCUCCUAUCACAGAUAUGACUAUAGAAGCAAAAAAUCUUACUAUUAGUUUUUCAUUCUCAGUGGAAUGUGAAGAAAAUUUCUACGGUCCUGCUUGUACGAUCUUCUGCAAUGAAACUUUCAAAGAUCAAAAUGGAGGUUCGUUCAAGUGUUCUUUGGAAGGUAAGAAGAUCUGUGAGCCAGGUUGGAGCGGAUCGCUAUGCAAUGAACCGCGAUGUGAUCACGAUUGUGUUCACGGGACAUGUGUUGGGCCAAACACGUGUAGAUGCGACUUUGGCUGGAGAGGUGUGUCGUGUUCGGAAUGUGUACCAUUAGCCGGCUGCCAACACGGUUCCUGUCGCACAUCUCAUCAGUGCGAAUGUCAUCCGGGUUGGGGAGGUGUUUUGUGUGAUGUUGACCUCGACUAUUGCGCCCACCACCGUGAUAUCUGCAGAAAUGGUGGCGUUUGUUUAGCGGAUUCUCUCCUUUCCUAUCGGUGCAACUGCUCUGCUGGAUAUGAAGGACGAAACUGUGAGCGACUGAGCAAAGUCGACUGUUCGAUGAUAGAUUGUGGAGCUCGGAUCUGUGUAAUGGCUGCCACACCACAAUGUGAGUGUCCUCCGGGUUAUGUUGGCGAUCGGUGCGAGUAUUUUGAAAGUGACCUCAAACCUCUCAUCCGAAUCGACGUCUUGCUCAUUAGCUUAGCACUUUUCAUACUGUCUAUUUGUCUUGCAGUAGUCAGCAUUCUGGUGAGAUUUAUUUGCGAAAAACUGGAACUGAUACAACGAGGGAAUCACGCGGGUGCUCUAUAUUCCACCCAUUGGGUAGCUGCUGAGGUGCAUGUCAGAAGUGGAGGUAAAGAAUCACGAUCGUCAUCUCCACCUCCAACGUACGACACCGGCCAAGGGCAGUCUCCUUGCAUAUCGUGGCGAAGAGGCAGUACGGACCUCGUGCAGGAAGUUUCUGUCUAG